Setaria italica (foxtail millet) is the source of this 486-nucleotide messenger RNA. Its product is annotated as eukaryotic translation initiation factor 3 subunit D. The record is from RefSeq and is a predicted model, not a curated record. The transcript is spliced from 2 exons. Bases 87 to 314 code for a protein of 75 amino acids. Lineage: Eukaryota; Viridiplantae; Streptophyta; Magnoliopsida; Poales; Poaceae.
CCGUGGAGCGAAGAAGGCCGAGACCCGCAGCCCAGUUAGCCCCAGGAGGCACUUGCCCGACUCCGGCGACCUCCCCACCACCCACCAUGGCCGCCGCCGGCGAGGCCUCCAGCAAGCUCCUACGCUUCCUCUACUUCGUCGGCGCGGGAGUGAUCUGCACCAAGGCCAUCAACACCUAUCGCGACUACGAGCACAAGAAGGAGGCCUCAGCCGCCGUCGCCGCCGCCGCCGCCGCCGAAGCGGCGUUGGCUUCUGCAGCGGCGCCCGAACCCGUGCCUGCAACUGCCGCCGCCGCCGCCGCCGCGAAGCCCUGAUUGCGGAGUAGGGGCCUAUCGGUUAGGGUUCUUCGGAUGUUGUUCUCCAGAGGAGAAAUAGAUAUUAUCUUUUGUUUCUGAUAUUUCAUUAUAUGUAUCGUAUCGUGGUGACAUGAAUUCGAUAAUAAUCCUUCCUUUCACAUGUGUGAUCAUGGUUCUAUACUGCCUUGAA